Phlebotomus argentipes is the source of this 2379-nucleotide messenger RNA. RefSeq names its product acetylcholine receptor subunit alpha-like 2 (gene nAChRalpha2). Lineage: Eukaryota; Metazoa; Arthropoda; Insecta; Diptera; Psychodidae. Gene Ontology annotation, molecular function: acetylcholine-gated monoatomic cation-selective channel activity; transmembrane signaling receptor activity. Gene Ontology annotation, biological process: monoatomic ion transmembrane transport; regulation of membrane potential; chemical synaptic transmission. Bases 286 to 2034 code for a protein of 582 amino acids. Gene Ontology annotation, cellular component: postsynaptic membrane; synapse; neuron projection. The transcript is spliced from 7 exons. The record is from RefSeq and is a predicted model, not a curated record.
UAGUGUACGACGGACAGUCAGUAAAAGCUUUCACAGCCACGGCAAAUAAUCUAUUUCUCAAGUUGUUUCCAUUAUUUUACACACGUGCCAUCACGCUUUAAUUUCAUGUGUGUGUCCCCCAAUCAACCCUUCGCUCAUUCGCGCAAUUGUGGUGACUGGCAACCUAAGAGGAUGCUGCACAUCUAGUUCAAUAGCGAGAGUGCCCGAGAAUUCGCCCAGCAGCAGCGCAUAAAUAAUGAUAUAAACUACAAUUUCCAGUCCAUUUGAUAGCAACAUAGCAACAUAAUGCCACGACCUCUAUCACAAAUCAUUGUCCUGUGCGUAAUUUAUCAAUUACUCCACCCAACGAGUGCUAAUCCCGACGCCAAAAGACUCUAUGACGACUUACUGAGCAACUACAAUAGAUUAAUAAGACCCGUGAGCAACAAUAACGACACAGUGCUCGUGAAGCUGGGCCUCCGAUUGUCACAACUCAUUGAUCUGAAUCUCAAGGAUCAAAUUCUCACAACAAACGUGUGGUUGGAGCAUGUGAGUACCCUUAUGACGGAGGCGAGGCGCAAGUUAUUAAUUUACAUAAUUCCCAUUAAUGUCUCUCGUCAGGAGUGGCAAGAUUACAAAUUUAUAUGGGAUCCAGCUGAAUACGGCGGCGUGACUGAGCUGUACGUCCCAUCCGAGCACAUAUGGCUUCCCGAUAUUGUACUCUACAACAAUGCCGACGGCGAGUACGUCGUGACGACAAUGACUAAGGCAAUCCUGCACUACACCGGCAAGGUGGUCUGGACGCCGCCGGCUAUUUUUAAAUCCUCCUGCGAGAUUGAUGUGCGCUAUUUCCCAUUCGACCAGCAGACGUGCUUCAUGAAGUUCGGCUCGUGGACGUACGACGGCUUUCAGAUUGACCUCAAGCACAAGGAUCAGAAGAAGGACAAGGGCAAUAAAGUGGAAAUUGGGAUUGAGCUAAGGGAGUUCUACCCCAGCGUCGAGUGGGACAUUCUGGGAGUGCCCGCCGAGAGACACGAGGAGUACUAUCCCUGCUGCUCCGAGCCAUAUCCCGACAUCUUCUUUAACAUAACUCUGCGUCGCAAGACCCUCUUCUACACCGUCAAUCUGAUCAUUCCAUGCGUGGGAAUUUCCUACCUCAGCGUCCUGGUAUUCUACCUUCCAGCUGACUCUGGCGAGAAGAUCGCCCUCUGCAUCAGCAUCCUCCUGUCCCAGACCAUGUUCUUCCUCCUGAUAUCAGAAAUCAUCCCAAGUACCUCCCUCGCGCUCCCCUUGCUCGGCAAAUACCUACUCUUCACCAUGCUUCUCGUCGGCCUCAGCGUCGUCAUGACCAUCCUCGUGCUCAAUAUUCACUACCGCAAGCCCAGCACGCACAAGAUGGCGCCCUGGGUGCGGAGUUUCUUCAUCAAGCGUCUUCCAAAGCUCCUCCUCAUGCGCGUUCCCAAGGACCUCCUUAGGGACUUGGCCGCGCGCAAGAUCAACUACGGCAAGAACCUGAAGAAGUCCAAGUUCGGCGCCGCACUUGUGGCUCAGGCCCAGAUCCAGUGCAACUCCGGCGGCUCCAGUCCGGACUCCAUUCGCCACAUGCAGGGCAGAACGGGCGGCUGCAACGGACUGCACACCACCACGGCCACCAACAGAUUCAGCGGCCUGGUUGAGGCCUUGGGCGGCGGCUUGAGCAGCCUGGGCGGCUAUAACGGCCUCCCAUCAGUGAUGUCUGGAUUGGAUGAUUCCAUGAGUGACGUAGAGAAUCACAAAAAGUACCCAUUCGAGUUGGAGAAGGCAAUUCACAACGUAAUGUUCAUUCAGCAUCACAUGCAGCGUCAGGAUGAAUUCAAUGCCGAGGAUCAAGACUGGGGAUUCAUUGCAAUGGUGCUCGACCGUCUCUUCCUCUGGAUCUUCACCACCGCCUCAAUUUGGGGCACUGUCAUGAUCCUGGGCGAGGCUCCGGCUUUGUAUGACACCACGGAGCCAAUUGACAAGAAGUACUCGAUAAUCGCACAGAAGCUCUUCAAUCUCACCAUAAAGGAUAAAUAAAUCCCGAAGCUUGUUUCUAACGUAGUUUAACACACACGACAAAUACUUAAAAACUUAACAUACUCGAGUUACAAUACAAAAUAAUCAAAGUAAUUUAAAGACUUGUAUUGAACACACCCUCGGAAAGUAGCGUGUAAUCGAUAUGCAAUCAUAAAAUGAGAGAUGUGAUUUUCAUGUUUCAACACUCCAACACAGACACUGUGUGAUGCCCCCAAUUGUCAAUGUAAUGAUUAACAAACAGUGCCAAUUUUAAUCCCACUUUUAGAGACUAUAUCAGUAUUCUUCCCUCCCGCGCCGGAGAAUCGCAACAUCUCUGUAUUGAUUUGAAUGAAUUUUAUGCAUUUA